Molecule: messenger RNA, 589 nt
Organism: Linepithema humile (Argentine ant)
Lineage: Eukaryota; Metazoa; Arthropoda; Insecta; Hymenoptera; Formicidae
Source: RefSeq, a predicted model, not a curated record
AGUCUUAAACCUACGCAACCGAAGAUAAUUUUAAAAAAUGGCGAGUCAGAUGGGAAAUAGUAAAGAUUAUAAUUUAAGGCUUAUUGAUGUGCUUUAUAGUCAGGUUCCAGCAUUUACCGACGUGUUUGACGAAGAAACUUGGUAUAUUUUUGUCAUUUGUUUUGUAGCGGGUACUUUUCUGGUGGCAUUUAUUCUUUCGAGGUUUAUAACUAUAAAACCCGUUGAAUAAGACUACGCAUAAAGAACUAAAUUAUAAAAAAUGUACGCAUACUUGUUAAACAAGAAUACAUUUGUAAUGUAUCACAAAUUCGCUUGAUAAUAAAUUAUUAAUUAAAAAAUUAAACAAUUUUGUAUCAAAUAUUAUCAAAAUAAACCCAUUAUUUAUUUUUAUUUUUUGUUUAAGUUUUUUAAAUAAUGUGGUUAUUAAAAAAAAAUUACGAUUACAUAUAGAAUUCCUCGAAAGAACAGAACAUUUAGAAAAUUUUUGCAAUGAUAAUUAAAAUAAACAAGAUGACUGUACUUACGGAAGCAUGUAAAAGUAUGUAUAUAACCGACAAGUGCUUCUUCGAAUAAAUACAUGUUAAAAAAC